AUGGAAUUUGUAGAACGCUUCUCCAGCUGGAGUGGACUAAAAGCUGCCACUGCAUGGCUACUUAGAUUCAAGAAAUGGUUGAUUGACACCAAGUAUGGGAAGAGGAAGGAGCUGUACACCGGGCCUACUGGGGCAAUCAAGGCCAGUGAGUUGCAGAAAGCUGAGGUAGCGGUUGUUACUUAUGUCCAAGGAGAAGUUUUCGCCAGCGAAAUGAAGCAGAUGGGAAAGAUUGGACCGAAAAUGAGCCGCAGCCAGUUUCAUAAUCUCCAUCCAUACAAGGACAAGGCAGGAUCAGUAAGAGUAGGCGGGCGUUUAACAGAAUCACAUCAUCUGACCGAGAUCAUCGUUAGGAGUUACCACGAAGCCUAUCAGCAUGCUCCACCACAGACAUUGCUGCGUCUUCUCAGGAAGCGCUAUUGGGUGAUAAAUGGUUCAAGUGUUGUCCAUGAACUUGAGAAGAAAUGCAUCACAUGCCAGCGAGCGAUUGGUUUGCCAAGGGACCAAAUCCGGGGAGUCCUACCCAAGGGACGCAUCACCAGUGAUAACUUGUGGACCCAGACUGGAUGUGAUAUAAUGGGGCCAGUGCUCAUCAAGAUCCUCAGAAGUCAAGUGAAGAGGUACAUCCUGGGAUUAGUCUCUUUCACAGUGAAGGCAGUCCAUUUUGAGAUCAUGCCUGAUCUCACAACACUGUCAUUUCUCAACGCGAUGAGAAGAUUUCUGGCAAGAAGAUCAAGACCUGGGAAACUCAGUGACAAUGCGGGGACCUUCUCAUCAGGAGUGGCAGAGAUCAACAAACUGCAGGAGCUGUACAAUUCGUCUGGGGUUCAGCACUUCAUGCAAGAGAAAGAGAUUGAGUGGGUGCCCAAUGUACCAAAGGCAUCGAAUAGAAAUGGUCUGUUUGAGCGACCAUUUCGCACACUGAGACGAGUCAUGCUCAACACACUGAAGGGCAGAAUCACAACUGAGGACCAGCUAGCUACAAUAGUAGCUGAAUGCGAGCUGUUGUAUAACAGUCGCCCCUUGUGUGCAGUCAGCAAAAAUGCAAGGGCUACACUUCCAAUCACGCUGAUGAUGAUCAUCAACCCUGAACCUGUAGCAGCUCAUCCACCAGGUAUUUUCGACGAGAAGGACCUGAUUGUCAGAAAUAGCUACCGCCAGGUCCAGGCACUGAUCAAUGAGUUUUGGUCAAGAUUCAAGUUGGAGUAUCUCACCUCGCUCCAGAACGUCAGAAAAGCAUCAUCAAGAGACGGAUCUUCCGAGUGGGAGACCUGGUGA
This is a messenger RNA of Lineus longissimus, 1275 nucleotides long. RefSeq lists its product as uncharacterized. Gene Ontology annotation, biological process: DNA integration. Lineage: Eukaryota; Metazoa; Nemertea; Pilidiophora; Heteronemertea; Lineidae. Gene Ontology annotation, molecular function: nucleic acid binding. The transcript has 2 exons. The coding region runs from base 1 to 1275 and encodes 424 amino acids. The record is from RefSeq and is a predicted model, not a curated record.